AUGACUCCUUCUGAUUUUCCUCCCCCAGGUAUUUACUAUAUCCAGUCUACAUACAAUGGCGGCUACGCUACUGUCCGCAGCGGUGGCGUUGGCGCCCUUGAGGUAUAUGGCAGCAUUGUCGCGGACUACGAUCAGGAGUGGACCCUGAAACAUGCUACUGAUGAGAACAAUGGAAGAUACACUAUCACUGCGGCCUUGCAUGCCAAAUUGCCACUGGGUGUGGAUGAGAUCGAGCAGAAUGCUGCAGUCCAGGCCAAGAAAGCUGACCCACCGCAGACCUGGAUCCUCGAGAAAAGAGAUGACGAGGGUUCUUUCAGUAUCGGCCAGGUCGAUUCGGAGAUCAACUAUGUUUGGAAUGUCCAGCAAGAUUCGAUCGUAAUCCGUGGUGACGACGGACAUAAAGUUCAAUCCUGGACCUUCGUGUUGGUGUGA
Messenger RNA from Suillus paluster, 432 nucleotides. RefSeq lists its product as uncharacterized. The record is from RefSeq and is a predicted model, not a curated record. Lineage: Eukaryota; Fungi; Basidiomycota; Agaricomycetes; Boletales; Suillaceae. The coding region runs from base 1 to 432 and encodes 143 amino acids. The transcript is spliced from 5 exons.